CGUGAUCGUACUUAAAUUUAUUUUUUAUCGUUGAAUUGAUUAUACUUAGUGUUACCAUCACUGAAACUAUAAUUCUUAUCAUUAUCAUUACCAUCAGGUACUUUUUUGGCAUAAAAUUCUACCAGGACAUUGAGGAUGCUGGCGAUACUGGCAUCAGUGAAUUGUGGAUGCAUUUAAUUGACUUUUAAGGACAUUUGAUUAGACUUUGUACACUCACAGUCCCACACACACAUAUGGACUUACUGAAAAUUUCUUCAAAAAGGAUACAAACAAUCUGCAGUGAAUGAUUAUUGAAACACGUAUAUAUUUUGAAUUAUUAUGAAUUUCAAUUAAUUGAAUUGAGAGAAAAGAUACAUCACUAAGAUGAGAAGUAAAUCGAGUACAUUAACCCAGUCACAAAAUGCUGAUUGCAGUAUGGUUACUAUCAGUUUAUCUCCUGAAUUGAGAAGAAUAGAGCAAAUACUCUUUGCUUCAGUGAAACAAAAUCGUCUUGAUUUAGUCAAUAAAAUUAUUCAAGAUCAAAAGUGUGACAUUAAUGUCCGCGAUAGUUUCGAUCGUACUCCACUACAUCUUGCUUCAUCUUCUGGGAAUUUAUCCAUAGUUAAAGCGUUAGUAAUGGGAAGAGCGAUAAUUGAUCCAAUAGAUAAGUUUGGUAUUACUCCAUUAUUUUGGGCAGUAUACAAUAAUCAUAGACAUGUGGCACAUUAUUUACUCGAUGCUGGAGCUAAACACAAUCGACAUACAAAGCAAGGCUUUACAAUUAUGCAUUUCAUAGCUGAAUCCAAUGCAAUCUCAAUCUUGAAAUGUUUGUACAAAAAAUUCCAACUCCUAGAUUAUGACCUAUCAGACAAUAAUGGAAUGACUCCAUUUUUGAUUGCUGCAUCAAAAGGAAAUUUACGUCUGAUUGAAAUACUUAUUAAACGAAAAUGUAAUACAUUAAAAAAGAAUAUGCAUGCGAGGAACGCACUUCAUUUAGCUUCUAAAAAUGGUCACAUUGAAACCUUGGAAUGUCUCUUGUCUUUGAAGAAACUAAGAGAAAAAAUCGACGAAAUGGAUAUAUUCGAAACCACUCCAUUACAUUUAGCCUGUGAAAAUAACCAAAAAGAGUGUGUUCGACUACUUCUGGAACAUGGUGCUCAACCUGAUAUUUCAACAUCUAAUCACGCUUGUCCAUUGAUUGAAUGUUCCAGAAAAGGAUUUCACAAGUGUAUUGAUCUCCUGAUUGAAAACAAUGCAGACAAGGAGAAAAAGACCAAGACUGGAGAAACGGCUCUACACGAAGCUGCACUGGCUAACUUAACCGAUACUAUCUACUUUCUAUUUUCAAGAAAAUUUAACCUAACCGCUAUGAAUGAUCGUUUGCAAACACCUCUUCAUUAUGCAGUAUCUCAAAAUAAACUUGAAGCAGUUGAAGCUCUUCUAUUUUGUGGUGCUCCAUUGGAUCUGAUCGACAAGGAUGGAUUAACACCCCUUAUGGUUGCAGCUAAAGCAAACUACACAGCGCUGGUCGAUAUGAUUAUACGUGCUGAUAGAUGGAGGAAGACAUAUCCAGAGAAUGCUGAAAGCUUCCUUGAUGAAAUUAUCAAUAUGCAGGAGAAUAAAUGUGCAACGCCAACAGUACAGCCAAGACGAUAUCAUGCUAAAUCUCGUAAAAAAGUGAAGAUAUCGAAUAACGAUAAAGACAAGUUGAGCGAUAAUGAUGACUCUAAUAAUGAUGAUAAUGAUGAAGAUGAUGACGAUAGUGGAACAUUUGUCGCUCAAAAAUCUUUGGCAUCAUUGCGCAAUGAAUCCGCUAAACAACAAAGCUCUCCACAAUUCUAUCCAUCAAAUAUUUUAUACUCACCAAGUAGUUCAGUUCAUAAUGAUGACUUAAAGAUGUCCGAGUUUAUUGAUCCAUUUAAACAGUUAAAUGCAUCAUAUGUUAACAGCGAUAAUAAUAAAAAUAAUAAUAAUAACAUUGGUAGAUAUGGUUAUGCCUAUGAUAAUAAUCAUAAUAAUACGAAUAAUAAAAAUGAUCGAUUCAUUAAUGAUCAUCGUUCAAGGUCAACAGCAAGUUCUGAGUCAGGCAGUGAACUAUCUCUAGGCUAUGAAGCUAGUCGUGACUGGAGCCAACGACAAAACCAACACCACCACCAACAACAACAACAGCAACACUCUCAUCAAUUACAGGAAUUCUCUUCAGCAAACGAUAUAAAUUCUUCUACAGUACGCUUGAAUAAUAAACGUAAUACUAAUUUUAGUUGUUCAGAAAUCAAUUUACAUUCAAGUGCCGGUACUAAUAACGGUAAUCAUAAUAAUAGCAGUAGAAGAAAUAAGUACAGUUUAAGCAGAAAUCAAAAAUUCUCCAGUCUCACAGAUUUAUCACAUCAUAUUAAAGGUGAAGAGAUUCAACUGCCUAACGGUGAGAAAAUGUUUCGCAUUAACAGUGGAAAAAUGUAUCAGUCGAAUAGGAAUAUGCGGUUGAUCAGUGGAUAUGGUUUGAAUGUAUCAAAUCCGUUUACUCUUAGAGCACCGUGUCAAACAUAUGCAGAAGACAUGAAUAUUUUAUUCUUCGAAUAUUCUCAUCAAUAUGCUAAACCAAUGGAUUGGAGAAAUUUAGCCCAGUUCUGGGGAUUUACAUCAGAAGAUGUCACGGCUAUUGCAUGCCAAGAUAUAGGUAAAAAUUCCUAUAAGGAGCAUACCUACCGUCUAUUGAAUAUUUGGUUACACGGAGUCGGGGAUAAUCAAUCCCCGUUGAAUGAAUUAUAUCUAGCAUUGACAACUAUUGGACGAAAAAGAAUUGCAUCGCUAUUACAAAAACGUAUUAAUGGAUUAGGUAAAGAAAAUAGUAAACAUAGUCGAUGCAAGGUUUCAUAAUUUCCAACUAUCUACACAUACUACUUAUUAUCAUUAUUUAAGCCUUAUUGUGAUAAAUUGAUUUUUUUCUUUCUUGCUUUCUUUCUUUCUUUCUUUUGGCCAAGGAUGUUUGUAAAGCUACAGUUACUUUUUCAGAGCUUUUUUUUGUUUUGGUUUUCAGUGAUUAAAUAACACCUGAUUCACACGCAUAUGCAUAAGGAUAUCAUCAUAACAAAACAUUGAAUGUCAGAUCUAAGUAUACCAUCGUAUCUAAAUCAAACUUCCACAAUUUGUGUUUAAAAAUAUCCUCACUUUCCUCAUCUUUGAAUUUUUUCAUCUUCUCGAAUCAUUUCUCAUUAUUUAUGAUUACUUUCUAUUCCUGUACAAAUCGUCAUUUGAAAGUAAUUGUACUAAUGAUGAUAAUAAUAAUAAUAAUUGGCGAUACAAUUUUGCACAUAAUUUUCUAUAACCUAAUACAACAAAUAGAAUAAUGUGAGCGAAGCGCCUUUCUGUGUGAGGAGGGAACCUCCCCGAUGAUAUUCAGUGGAAGCACCGUUAUAUUUUGCUUAGAUACUAGUAGCUAGUGUUAUGCGUCUAGUUGUCGCUUUGGUGCAGUUUGAGUCCUAUCAGUCAG
This is a messenger RNA of Trichobilharzia regenti, 3469 nucleotides long. Lineage: Eukaryota; Metazoa; Platyhelminthes; Trematoda; Strigeidida; Schistosomatidae. The record is from the annotation of a GenBank genome assembly.